GGGCUGGGCAUUGUUAGGUCAGUUAUUCACAGUGUAUGACCGACGUCGGAAUUUUCAGUGUACAUAGUGGUAAUUUUAAUUGAACCUCUUUCUUACAACCUAAUAAUACAUCAUGUUAGAAGCACAGUCAAUGCGAUCCGUGCCAGCCCAGUGCACCGCGGGGUGGUGAGGGAAUAAUGAAGAAAUGUUUCCCGUUGUUCUUUACUUGACAGGCAUCUGGUACUGUACCUCACCGUUAUUUCUGCUGGAGAUUUUUUUUUUCAUCUGGAAGGAGUAACAAACUACGGCGUUGAGGAAAGGCAUAUAAAGCCAUUUGUUUUUUGAAUGGCUAUUCCCAGUUGAAACAAAAAAUGUUGCUAUACCAAAAUAAUUUCACUGAAUGAGCAGUGUAUGCCAGUUCAAUUUAUACAGCAACAACGGCGAGCAAAACCUGGCGACCUGACAUCACAUCUGUUUGCAUGGGGAAAUUGGAUCGAAGUAGCUACCCCUAUGCGAUUGCGAGACUGAUGAACUUUUUAUGGAACGUAAUGCGUUUUCUGUUGGCACAGGUGGAUUUGCAAGCUAGUAGUAGACAGAGUGUCAGUUAACUGGAGAAAAUACCAGGGAACUAGGUAGCGAGCAGGCAAAUCAAUAACGUGAAAUAUUGGGUGGCCACGGCUAGCAAGCACACUAGCUAGCUGCCAGAGUGUAUACUGACACCAGCAUAGUGGAAGAAAUUCCCGAUGCCAGUGAUGGCAAACGAGCCGAUCAUUUUAAACGUCUAUGAUAUGUACUGGAUCAAUGAGUUCACCACCUCUCUGGGCAUCGGAGUCUUCCACUCAGGAAUUGAGGUCUACGGCAGAGAGUUUGCCUAUGGAGGACAUCCAUACCCAUUCUCAGGGAUUUUUGAGAUAACCCCGGGCGACGCCACAGAACUCGGCGACACGUUCAAAUUCAAAGAGGCCCUUGUCCUGGGGAGCACAGACUUUAAUGAGGAAGACGUGGAGCGCAUCGUAGAGGAGAUGGGCAAAGAAUACAAGGGAAACGCCUACCACCUCAUGCACAAGAACUGCAACCACUUCUCAUCAGCUCUGUCAGAGAUCCUGUGCGGCAGGGAGGUCCCUCGCUGGGUCAACCGUCUGGCCUACUUCAGCUCUUGUGUGCCCUUCCUGCAGAGCUGCCUGCCUAAAGAGUGGCUGACCCCGGCCGCCCUGCAGUCCAGCGUCAGCCAGGAGCUCCACGCUGGAGAGCUGGAGGAGGCCGAGGAUGCCGCAGCCACAGCCUCGCUGGCCUCCAUGCCUUCCUGCUCCUCCUCCUCCUCCAGCCCCUCGCAGCUGCCCCGUGCUCCCAGGCACCAGCCCCGCCGGUAGGGCUGGCCUAUAAGGAAGCACACCACCGAUCCAGCCUCCAGCUCCUCCUGUAGGGCCGUGACUAAGGGGAACCAUAGAGCCAGGCCGAGGGGUCAAGCUAGCCCAGACUCCUCUCCUGUAGGCAGCCCGGCCUGGGAGCAGGCCUGCCAGGCCCAGGGGGGCCCAGUGUGGACCUCUUCCUCGCCUUCAACCACAGCCAGAGUCUGUUGCUCCGCAGUAGACUGGCUGAAGGCCCUACCCCCCGAAGCCUGCUCUGGACCACUCUGCCAAGAGACUGACACAAACACGGCCCCUUGCUGCUUGCAUCCCCUCCCCUCCUGACACCUCUGCCAUAAUGGUGCCCUGGGACCAGAUCCGCAUUCAGAUUUACUUUCCUAGAUCCUAACACUGAUCACGAACAAGGAAAAUGCUAAACUGACCCAGGACCAGCCUCUAGAGGCCAAACGUAGGUAAAAUACACUGGCCAAAUGCCUACAUGUAUUUAGGGUGCACUGGGUUUAUCUCAUAGUACAGUGUUACUUUGGGACUUUUCCAUGUAGUACAUUGUAUGGGGGUAAAUUGAACCAAGCGCACCCCAAGUAUUUGAUAGUAUUUGAGCUAGGUAUUCUAGACCACAGCAGAUGCCUCUCCUUCCUGAAGAGACCUGCCAUCCACCAGCCGUCCACAGACACUGGCUAUCACACUGGGUGUCAUGGCGAUAGGCUUGGAUGAUGGUUGUUUUAAUUUCAAGACAACAAUCCUUUUUAUGGUUGUGUUUUGUGUUGUUGUUUGUUGAUUUGACUGACUUUGGCCUUUUUCUCUGGUCUGUUCUGUUUUAUUUUAUAUACUCAGGACUCCAAAAGGCUUAAUAUUCUGUUAGGUCUCCUUCUCACACAACUUCUUUUUGCUUUUUGUAACGUCACUCUAUAGAGCUUUUCAGAGUGCAUUUUAUUCCACUCUGUUUUUCUUGUCUUUUUUAAGAGCUUUUUGUUUACAAACUGAGUGAAUGCGUUUCUCUCAGAUUGUGUAUGUGUAUGGUAUCUGAUUAUGACACUGACACCUGGGCCAAUCCCGCCACCCCAACAAACACACAUACACACACUCUCUCUCUCUCUCUCUCUGAUGUUGACUUCUGUGGCGGUUGUGCCUGAUGAUUUGUACUGUACCAGCUCAUGGAGCGCUGCACUGUUUCCUUGACGGUUGACCUGUCUGUCUGGUUUACCUGUCUGUAUGUCUGUUACCUGCCUGUCUGCCUGCCUCCAGCAGCCAGCAGACUCCUCCUACCCUAGAUAACUGAUAUCAGAUGUUUUACACCUUUCUAGAGUCUUCUGUGGAACUGACAAUAUUUGUAUCCCAUUUUAAAGUUAUUAAAGAAAAAUGUAUGAGAAACUGAAGCCUGUGAUCAGAGUUGU
This is a messenger RNA of Osmerus eperlanus (European smelt), 2740 nucleotides long. It is a transcript of the gene desi2, whose product is annotated as desumoylating isopeptidase 2. The record is from RefSeq and is a predicted model, not a curated record. Bases 723 to 1349 code for a protein of 208 amino acids. The transcript is spliced from 5 exons. Gene Ontology annotation, molecular function: deubiquitinase activity. NCBI's taxonomy places the organism in Eukaryota, Metazoa, Chordata, Actinopteri, Osmeriformes, Osmeridae. Gene Ontology annotation, biological process: protein deubiquitination.